AUGGAGCCAAUUCUCAAGCAGAGCUCCGGCGGCAACGAUAUAAUUAAGGAACACUAUCUGGGAGUCCUCUAUGCUAAACAGGCUGCACAACGUCUGGAUCGAUCUCAGUGUCGCAUUUAUUAUCAACGUCCAAUCGACGGUCUCAUUCACAUAUUCCACUUUCCUUUGGUGAAAACGGGUUCGAUGUGGCGAAUCAAAUACGGAGAGUCAAGAGUACAUGAAUAUUCAUCGUUAGAAAGGCUCCUCAGCGAGAAAGACGUCUAUUUUUACUUGAGCAUCACAGAACCAGGAAUGCCAAUGGAAGCAUUUCGAGUGAAUCGACGUCCCAAAAUAGUGGUAGAGAAGGAGCCGAAUGAGAGACACGACGAAGAAGAUGGUGAUAUC
This is a messenger RNA of Mesorhabditis belari, 384 nucleotides long. NCBI's taxonomy places the organism in Eukaryota, Metazoa, Nematoda, Chromadorea, Rhabditida, Rhabditidae. The record is from the annotation of a GenBank genome assembly.